Microstroma glucosiphilum is the source of this 1812-nucleotide messenger RNA. Its product is annotated as pyruvate decarboxylase. NCBI's taxonomy places the organism in Eukaryota, Fungi, Basidiomycota, Exobasidiomycetes, Microstromatales, Microstromataceae. The transcript is spliced from 3 exons. The record is from RefSeq and is a predicted model, not a curated record. Gene Ontology annotation, molecular function: thiamine pyrophosphate binding; carboxy-lyase activity; magnesium ion binding. The coding region runs from base 1 to 1812 and encodes 603 amino acids.
AUGGCGGACGAAAUCAGGCUCGGUGACUACCUCCUGGAGCGGCUCGUGCAACUCAAGUUGCGCUCCUGUCUCGGUGUGCCAGGCGAUUUUAACAUGUCCUUCCUGGACCUUAUCGAGGAUCAUCCUAAGUUGCAGUGGGUCGGCAAUGCCAAUGAGCUGAAUGCUGCUUAUGCUGCUGACGGGUAUGCUAGGAUCAAGGGAACCAUCGCUGCCGUGGUCACGACGUUCGGAGUCGGUGAGCUGAGCGCUCUCAAUGGUAUUGCUGGUGCCUUUUCGGAGAGACUGCCAGUCGUGCACAUCGUGGGUGUACCCUCCACCUCGGCUCAGGGCCAGCAUGCCCUACUGCACCACACCCUCGGAGACGGACGUUUCGAGGCGUUCACCGCCAUGAGUAAGCAGAUCUCUGCUGCGAUGGUGGAGCUGGGCAACUUGAGGCCGGAGGAGGCCCCUAGGGAGAUCGAUCGAGUACUGAGCAUCUGUGUGAAGGAGGCUCGUCCAGUGUACAUCUCGAUCCCAACCGAUAGGACGCACACGAAGGUGCCCUCGGCCAAGCUCUCGACGCCCCUCGAUCUCAGCCCUAUCUCAAAUGAGGCCAAAGAAGAGGAGCACGUGCUGAACGAGAUUGUUUCCCGAGUGAAAGGCUCAAAGGACCCAGUCAUUCUCGUUGAUGCAUGCUGCAUUCGUCACGGCGUGGUAAACGAGACCUAUGAGCUCGUGGAAAAGUCGGGUCUGCCCGUCUUCAGUUCGCCAAUGGGCAAGACUGCCAUCAACGAGGAGCACAAACAGUACGGUGGCAUCUACGUGGGCGAUAUCACAGCUCCAGACAUCAAGGAACGAUUCAAUGCCGCGGACUGUGUCAUCAGCAUCGGAGCUCUCCUCUCGGACUUUAACUCAGGCAACUUCAGCUAUAAGCUGCCGUCAAAUUCCAUUCACCUGCACUCGAACCGCGUUCAGAUUGGUUACGCCCACUACCCCUCGGUAGGUAUGAAAGCUUUGCUUCCCAAGAUCUCAGCUGCCUUGGCCGCAGACCACAAGGGACGCCUCGACUACACUCUUAAAACAGUGUCGAAUCCGACAAACAGACUUCCUACUCAGGAGGAAGAAGGCGAGGCUGCCAAGAAUGACCCGGAUGUUAUUUCACAGGCCUAUCUCUGGCCACGACUCGGUCAAUUCUUCCGCAGCAAAGACCAAAUCAUUGUCGAGACGGGAACCAGCUCCUUCGGUAUGCUUCAAGCCCGUCUGCCUGCCGGAUCUAUCUUCGUCUCCCAAGUUCUUUGGGGAUCUAUUGGGUGGAGUGUUGGAGCCGCCAUGGGCGUGGCGCUGGCUGCACAGGAGGAGAAGCUUGGUAGGACCUGUCUCUUCGUCGGCGAUGGAUCCCUCCAGCUCACGGCACAGGAGAUCGGAACGAUGAUUCGACAGGGCCUCACCCCGAUCUUGUUCAUCUUGUCGAACGACGGGUACGAGAUUGAGAGAGAAAUCCACGGCCCUCAACGCUCCUACAACAAUGUAUCGACAUGGAACCACUCCCUCCUUCUGGACGCCUUCUCUGCGCCGAAUUCUUCGCGUCGCAAUGUGUACAAUGAAGCAAAGGAGAGCACACCUCCUUCUCAUCAGCAUGACAUUCAGCCAUCCAAGAAGGCCUAUCACGCAGUCCAUACGAAGAGCGAACUCGAUGCGUUGCUCAAGAACGAGGAGUUCAAUAAGGCCGAGACUAUUCAAUUGGUGGAGAUCUUCAUGAAGAGGGACGACACACCUGUGCUGCUGAGGAAGCAAGCGGAGGCUACCAGCAAGGCUAACAACCCAGAUGCGUGA